This is a messenger RNA of Pocillopora meandrina, 377 nucleotides long. The record is from the annotation of a GenBank genome assembly. NCBI's taxonomy places the organism in Eukaryota, Metazoa, Cnidaria, Anthozoa, Scleractinia, Pocilloporidae.
ACAAACUUUCAAGGAAAAUGGCAUAUCAGUGUAUCACGUGUAAAACAUUUGUCAACAAGCGUCGAGAAGCUCUUUUGUGCAAUGGCUGCAACAGUGGAGUAUCAUAAGAAACCUACAGGGACGCAGUCGAAUCUGGUGAAGACAUCCCUUGGAAGUGUGAAUUCUGUUCUGCUUCGCUUGUUAGUUUACCUAACUUUGAGAGUAUGCAACCUUCGACAGCCUAAAACCAGAAGCCAAGAUGGAGCCUCUACAGAAAUUUGUCAGUUACAUCGAGGAAAACUGGAUUUGCAGCACAGUUUGGCCCCCCAAGUGCUGGAGCGUAUUUAUGCAAUCAAUCAGAACAAACAAUGAUAUCAAGGGCUGACAUCAUAGCUUGA